Molecule: messenger RNA, 1791 nt
Organism: Cimex lectularius (bed bug)
Lineage: Eukaryota; Metazoa; Arthropoda; Insecta; Hemiptera; Cimicidae
Product: STAM-binding protein
Exons: 10
Coding region: 23-1435 (470 amino acids)
Biological process (GO): protein K63-linked deubiquitination
Cellular component (GO): membrane; endosome
Molecular function (GO): protein binding; K63-linked deubiquitinase activity; metal-dependent deubiquitinase activity
Source: RefSeq, a predicted model, not a curated record
UCGCGAAGAAAGAAAGGGAGGAAUGCCGAAACUCAGAUUAGCAAUAGACGUUCUGAUGAUGAGCGGCCGGGCCGUGAGCAUUUGUUCCGAGGGCACAUGGUCACUGGGGAACGUUGGUACCUUGCGAUGCGAAGAAGUAGGAGGAGGACGACGAACCGUUUGGGGAUGGAUUGACACCUGCGGAUCCUUCGUCACCUCGGUUAUUUCCUUCGUUGUCGAAAUGGAAAUGGACGAAGACAACGUUACAGACAAGACUAUAGUUUUGGACCCGAUUUCCAGGCUGAAAAUCGUGACAAAACAAGCCAGCGAAGUAGAGAUCGACAACAACAUACCUCCUAUAAGAUAUUACAAAUCAGGCUUGCAAAUGGUCCGCAUGGCCAAUGUCUAUCUGGAAGAAGGUGCCUUAGAAAACGCCUUUACACUCUACAUAAAAUUCAUGACAUUAUUUCUGGAGAAAAUCAGGAACCACCCAGAGUUUGAAAAAGUUCCAAAAUCCGACAAACAAGUGAACUCACAAAAAUUGAAAGAAGUCCUUCCGAAGGCCGAACAGUUGAAGAAACAGUUGCUAGCACAGUACGAGGAGGAGUACGAUAGAUAUUUGAAAGAUGUGAAGAGGCGGGAGAAGUUUAUGAGGAAUAAAAUGGUCAUUGACGAGAAAUCUAAACCUAGUGUACAAUCAGCCCCAGCGAAGAAUUCCGUAAACAAUAGUCAACCUCUCAAAUUGAAUAUAAAUCCCGUACCUCCGUUGCUCGAAAACCUGAGUUAUCCAAAUAGCGACACUUUUCUUCCUCCGGCUCCAUUUAAAAACUCGAGCGCCGAUAAAAGUGAUUUGAAAUCAAGCAAACCUAUUAUCAACAGAAGUUCAAAGCCUUCAUUCCUCGUCUGUCCCAAUGUACCACCGAGCAAGCUGAGGAUAGUCAUCGUACCUGGAAAUUUGGUGUCGCAGUUUCUCCUUCUCGCGAGGAAGAAUACGGAUUUAAAUAUAGAAACCGGUGGGAUUUUAGCGGGAAAAUUGAAAAGAGAGCAACUUCUCAUCACGCAUUUAUUGGUGCCUGAACAAGUUGGUACGUGUGACAGUUGUACCACUCAGAGGGAAGAAGACUUGUUUGAUUAUCAGGAACAGCACGAUUUGAUUACUCUGGGCUGGAUACACACCCACCCAACACAGACGGCAUUUAUGUCAAGUGUGGAUCUUCAUACCCAUUAUGCCUAUCAAAGGAUGAUUCCUGAAGCAAUCGCUAUUGUGUGCGCUGUGAAUGACAACAAUGUAUUCUACUGUUUAACAGAUUACGGAUUAUAUUUUAUCAGUAAUUGCACACAGACGGGAUUUCAUCCUCAUCCGACCGAUAACAACAUAUACACAGAGGCGAAGCAUAUUAAACCAGAUCCAAGAGCUUCGCUUGAAAUCGUCGAUUUAAGACGGACAAAACGUUAAUUUAAUAAAUAUAAAAAUAAAUAAAAAAUAAUAAACAGGCAUUAGUGUUGUUAAGAUAUAUGCAUUUGUAUAUCAUGAUGGAGGGUAUCACUAAAACACGUAUUUUAGUAUGCACUGCGAGGGAACAAAAUGACAUAUAAGCAGUUCCAGCUGGCUCGUCACCGAAGUAAAAGUAUUAAUAAAUUUUAUAAAAUCUCCCUUUUUUUCCCCCAGUUUUUGUCACUCUCGCUUUCUCAUCUUUAACCGAAGGUUUUUUUAAAAGAUAUUCAUCAAAACUUGUUUAACAGAUGAUUCUGUAGAAUAUUUAAAGAUGAUCAUACUUAAUAUCGUUAUAACAAUCAAUUUUUUACAUAAUU